AUUAGUGAUGCUUUAGUCCAUGAAUCCAGAGCUCUCAUGGCCAUGGAAAACCCUGCCGUUCCUCAAAGAAAAACAAGGAAAAGCAGGAAGAGAUCCUUCACUAAUCCACUGGUCACAGGCAGGCGUGAGAAACGUCGGGAAACACACUGCCCUGGAUCAGUUGCUUCUCAAUCAAGAAGAAGGGAUCCUGUGCAUGAGGAAGGCCUUCAGAUAGAAGAUCAAGAGUUGGCAAGUCUUGAAACAAGGCUCCAAGAGUUAAGGGACACCAUAACUGCAGUGCAGGUUCCGGAGGGAACAGACAGACUGGUUUCUGCUUGGGAACAAAGGCAGCUUCUCACAGAUGUGAGAAUGAAAAGUGCUAGGCCUAUGCUUUUUGAUGCAAAGCUCUCAGCCCAGAGAGUUUUCAUCCAAAAUUGUCACAGAUGCUGUGUUGUAGAAGCUGUGAUUAGGUGCCUGGACUGUGUACCACUGGACAUGGAGUUCCUCUGUGCUACCUGUGACAUGGAGGCCCACAAGAGAAAUGUCUUCCAUGACAGAGAGGCUGUGUUCCAUGGAUUUCUUGAGCCCAUUCCCCCUACAACUGCUGUGCUGGUGAAUGAAAAUGGCCAGCCUCAGUUUUGUGAACAAAUAUGUCAUCUGCCUGUUCCUGCACCAAGGUCAAUUUGUGAAUGCACUCAUGACCUCACAACCACUCCAGGGAAGCAUAUUUCUGUGGUCACCAUCAAUGAAUGGACUCCCGAGGUGAAGGACCUGCUUGUUUAUCGGUACUGGCCAGCUAGCACCAGCUGCCAGACCCUAUACAAGUUUGAUGUCUUCACCUCGUUUGACCAUAUGAAGGUAACGGCACCAGCUAUGUCCAGGCAGGCCUUCCUGAAAAUGUUGGAGCACAGAUCUGUUCAAGCUGGAAGGCUGAAGCUUUUUGAGUUUACCUUUUGUCAAUACAAAGAAGAGGAUAUGUGCCAGGUCCAUCAUUUUGAAUGUCCAGCAUGUUCUCCAGACAUGUUGGCUGUCUGCUCUGAUGGAAACCGAAAACAUUACCGCUUCAGCAAGUCAAAAGGGACUGAGGAGCCACCAAUAUAUGAGGGCUUGUUCCUGGCCAAGGACGUGGAAGUUGCUACCUUUGUUGACCUUAUCAGAGGCAACAUGAGAAGUGCAAAUGACAGUGCUGUCUGCGGUACUGCCAAGUUCACUGCUGGCAGAGAGAUGUCCAAAAAGUCUGGUGCUCAGAUAGAUGAGGAGGGCAUUCAAGUUGCAGUUUGCAGACAUGGGUUUCUCUUACGAGGACUGAACCAUUACCGUGGAGAAAUAUUUGCUUACCCAAUGUUUCUUCAAAGAGAGAUGUCAAAGAAGGCAAAUGUUACAUUCUUCUGUAUGGAUGUUACAUGCAGGUACUGGCCCUACCUUAACAAAGUAGCAGAGGGUUUACCUGAACUUCUGCCAUUGACAGAAAUGAGGCCAUUCCUGAGCGUCAUGCAUGCCAAAGCCCAUACAGCAAAAUGCGAGGUGAGAUGGGGUGGCAGAAGCCUGGAUGGAGCAGGAAACACAGUGGGAGAAGAAGUGGAGCAGGUGAACAGCUUUCUCUCGAGGGCAGCACUUGUCACAAAAUACAUGACAAAGGCUGGAAGAGUGAACAUGCUAACGCGACAGGCCAUGGGUUGGAACAGAAGAAAGAGGGACAACCUUCAUCAAGUGUUAGCCCACAGAUAUGUCAAAAUCACAGAGAGGGCAAAGGUGGAAGCUGCCAGCCUUAGCAACAUCAAGGAGGAGCACAACCUUGAUCAGGAGACAAUACAGCAGUGGGUAUGGGAUGUCAGACAAUGGGCUGUCACAGAGAGAGUCUACACUCCAGGUUGUAUUGAAGAGCUAAGGGCUGACAUUGAGAACAUCACUGUAACCCUUUUGCGCAAGAAGCAAGAUCUGUAUCGUCAGCAUGAUAGCAACCAGGCAAGACAAAAAAGAGAAAGAAAAUGA
This is a messenger RNA of Xyrauchen texanus (razorback sucker), 1971 nucleotides long. RefSeq lists its product as uncharacterized. Lineage: Eukaryota; Metazoa; Chordata; Actinopteri; Cypriniformes; Catostomidae. The record is from RefSeq and is a predicted model, not a curated record. The transcript is spliced from 17 exons. Bases 37 to 1971 code for a protein of 644 amino acids.